AUUAAAACCACCAGCACCGGUGCGAAGACGAGGAAAAUAGCGGUCCACAAAAAUUGGUCCUCUCGCAGCGGCGGGGAGACCACCGUAGUUCUUGCGAAUCGUAAAACUUUUAACCCUAUCAAAUGUAAAAAUGUCUGGGUCUGGUUCUGGAAGAAUUCAUGUUUGUCAUGCUUGUCUGGCAUGAUUCUUAAAUCUGUCAUGCACGUUACCCAAGAGCUCCGUUUUUCUGUGAUGCAGAAGCGCAGUUUGUCAUGCAGAAUAGGCAACACCUAGGAGCUCAGAAACUUGUCAUGCUGAGCCAGCAUUUAUAGCCUCAUCAUGAGACGCCACCCAGCAUCACAAGUUUCCAGACCCAGACAUUUUUACUUUUGAUAAACCCGUGGGCGUGGCUGGUGAAAGUGAAGUCGCUCUACGCCUGUUCAUCGUUGGGGUUUUUGGCCCUCCACCUGCAGGAGCUCCUCCUAUUUUCGAUCGUUCCCUUGAUUGUCCUCAAGACCCUUCUGCGAGCAGAAGUUGAUCAGGAUGGAGAGCAGUGGGUCAGGAGUCGUUGGACCACUACAUGCGAUCACGACGACUUUUAUGCGCCUCUAACACGGAACGCGUUCUUCGACCUGCCGGGAAGAACGCCUCGCGGGACGACGGCGCCCUCUUCAGCUGCUGACGCCUGGAGGAGAGCUAGUUUGGAGUGGGACGCGGACAACAGCAGCUCCUACUAUGAUGCAUGGUCUAGAUCUAGGAGUAGAAGCAGAGCCACGGGGGCAUCAACAUCAACCACGAGCAGUACUACGCGGAAUAGCGCCAGGAGCCCGACCGUUUUUCAUUUCUACGCCGCCGCAGUGAGGCAACAGGUGAUGCGACGAGAAGUAGAGGAGCAGCAGGAGGUCGUGGAGGAGGAUUUUAUUUCCGAGGAUGUUUUUUUAGAUGUGCACCAGCAUCAACAUCAAGGCGGCGAGGACCUCCAGGGAACGACCACUUCUGAGGGGACGAAGAAGGAGGAAAAAACAACUGAGCAGCAGGGCGAGGUUGUGGAGGACUACAAGAGGUCGUUUGAAGAACUACUUCCCAAGGACGUCGACGAGGACCAAAAUGUAGUACUAGGCGAAAAUAAGCUUGAUGUUCCAGCAGUUCCGGUAAACAACAGCACCAACAUAUCCUAUGUAAAAACGUCCCCACCCCAUAGUCAAGAUGGGAAAUCGGCUAGACAAAUCCACAAGCUUUGGCUGUUUUGCAUGACAGAUUUGGACUCGUAGUCUAGUGCUGUUCGAGGUAGUUCAGCAGCAUCACAGAUCCAGUAUACCAUGCUGAUUGAAGCAUGACAAAUCUAAAAACGCGAAUAGAAAAUGCUUCUCAUGGGGCUCCGCAUGAGGGACAUUCUCAGCAUGCAGAUUUGCAUGACAAUUUUGGUGUGGGGGUGUUUUUAAAUACGAUACAACACAGCAAGAAUCCUUCGAGGAAGAGAUGACCACGACGAGGACGAGGAAAAGACGAGCCGCCGCCCCGGCGAAAUAAAGAGUACUAACACGGGCCUAGCACUAGGACCAGGGCUGGAGGAACGACAACAAACUUCAAGCUCAACUACAUCAUCGACAAGUAGAAUAAAACCGCCAUCCGAGGAGCAGGUGGCGCCGACAGUUCCGAAAAAAGCCGCGGAGGACAGGCGAGCGAUUCGCCGGGCGGAAGUCGAGAAAUGGGAAAAGAUCUAUCACACGAAAAAAGUGUUUCACUGUAUAGGAUUUUGCAACUUUUGCAUCACAUCAGCAAGUUUGUUCUACAUGACAAAUAAAAUUGUCCAUGCGAGUUUAAUAUUCCUAAGGGAAACCGCACCAGAAAAUUCGCUGUCUUACAUGUCUCGCAGAUGCCAAAAGCUAAAGCUUCUGUGUUGUUGGGUCCUGCUCCCCCCCCGCGUCACAAGUUAUUUACAAUGGAGCAGUCAUUUUUUCUUGCGAUAAAAUAAUGAGCGCAGACAAUCUUGCCACCAUGAAUUUUUCGCACCUCAACGUGUCCGCGGGACUUUUAGCCCGGCUCGAGCGGCGGCGAGAGGAACAGAAAACAGAAGUAGAAAGCUCGGAACAGCUCCACCUGCCCGACGGCACGACACCAGGCGAAGUAUUGUUGAACACCGGGACUACAUCAAGCACAACGAGAACGAAGAAAACCAUGGCCCGGUCUUGUUGGGUAGACGCCACGAUUCAGAACAAAAGAUGCAAGCAAGGACCUAUGUAUAGUGGUCAGGGGCAUUACUACGCCUCAGACUGCACGCCAAAGACUUGGUCCGGCUACAAUCCGCCACGCUUGCCCAAGUACAGUUAUGAUCACUUCUGUCAUUCCAGUUCCGGGUGUUCGGGGUUCGGGACCAUAUGCCACGAAGCACAGCACACCUACGACUUCGAUUACUGGGAUUUGCAAGCAGGCCAUACGUCCUGGGCUUGGUGGGAAUGCAAAGAAAACUGCAAAAAGGAUCGGUACUGCAAGUUCUACGCAACCAGAGAUGAUUAUGGAUGUGUCAGGAUUGAAAUCGUCAAAGUUGAAAUAGUUUGCAAUGCGUAAAAUGCAACGCAGACAUUGUCUCUAUUGCAGAGGAUGCAAGGGAGGCAGAUUGUAAGCCUGUUGAGGGGUAGAAAUAGAACUGCUAAAGUAGCAUGACAAAAGACGUCGCCCUUAACCAAACAGCAUGACAAACUGGAUUUAGGUUCUACUUAAAUUUGUCAUGCACCGCUUGGAAAUAGGGCUUCCGACUGGUAUCCGUUUUCUGCAUCACAAAUUAUUUCAACUUUGUCGAUUUCAAUUCUGACACUCCCAUAAUGAUUACUACUCGAUGACUUGCACACUGUACAACGCGUGCCCGGAAAUGGUGCCGAACCCCAAUCUAUCCUGUGCAAAAGUAUCGUACUCGUAUUGCAAUCAUGCAUUAUAAAUCUUUAUCUCAAGGUAAAUCCGCAUUACAAAUUUUCUCUCUCAUGCUGAGGAAAUUUGUAAUGCAUUUAUACGAGUACGAUCAUGCUUUUGCAGUUCAUACAAUCAGGAGCUCAUAUCCUCCUGCGCAGAAACGUCGUCCCCACCCCAGACGAGUCAAGGUGGGACAUCUGCUAGACAAAUCAACAAGCUUUGGCUGUUGCGCAUGAAAAGUUAUUUCGGCUCGACGCAAGGUAGUCGAAGUCCGAUGCUGGUGAGCGAGUGCAGCGGCAUCUUCACAGGUCUAGCCCCGCAUGCUGAUUCGAGCAUCACAAAUUUGAAAACCCAACUAAAAAAGACGAUGAAUGCUGCUCAUGGGGCGGCUCCGCAUGGGAAGCAUUUUACGCAUGCAGAUUUUUUGCAUGACGACUCUACUGAGGUGGGAGCGUCUUUAUUUUGGAUAGCUCACGCACUGCAAAAACCCUGAGUUCGGAGAGUGCGACGACCCCUAUACAGACUGCUAUGAAAUGCAAAUAUGUCUGGGUCUGGAAGAUUCUGAAGCUUGUCAUGCACGUUUUGCAUGGGCCACGAUGUCUGUGAUGCAUGCCCUAGCAUCACAGACUUUUUGAGGGCUUCGUGAUACCUAUUCCGCAUGACAAAUGCCCUCUCCGCGUAGCCAAAAUUGCAUUCCCUUUGCUGGUCAUGCAGUACAGAUUUUUUUAGAAUCCAAAUGCAGCAUCACAAGUUCGGAUUCUUCCAGACCCAGACAUUUUUACAUUUGAUAACUGCCUAUCCAAUGCAAAUAUGUCUGGUGGAAGUUGUUCAUUCACAUUCUGGAAAGACGCUGGAUGAAGUUCUGUAUACGCUUGGUUUGCAUGUGAAUCGGUUCGAGAGUGUACCCCAGUUCACGAACUAGUUCGUGAAGGUUCAGGGCAUACGAAAAAGAACAGAACCAUACGUAGUGCACGUGCCAAACCCCGAAAAAAGAGCAGGCAACGUGAGAAAAGAAUCCCGAUGAGCUACAGAGCAUAUCUUGCGGGCGCCAUAUGUCGCAAAAAGUAUGCGCACGGGAGAAGGUCGGGCCAACACUCACUCCGCACAAGCAGUGCUGCGCCGACGUGUGCGGCUGCAGUGCCGACAUGAGAAAAAACGAAGCGCCCGAGGCGGGCAAAAAAAAAGUAGUAAAAAAGCCGCCAAAGAAUAAAAUAUAAACAAAAAGAGAGCGCGAAAAAAAAGGCCCGCGAGGAGGCACAACAAGCCCCGCAAGGUCUUGUCUUUUGGCGCGCGCGCGCGCGAUUUUGGUUUGUGAGGCGCGAGGCGCUGCGCGACUAUUGUUUACGGUGGGACGGCUGGCGGUCGUAGGAUUUAGGGACGCUGCUUCCGAUCAAUGGGCGCACGAAGACCGAAGCUGUGCGCGCGGUGCUGGUUUCAAACAGAAAGCGGUCGAACGCUAGGGCCGAUCGCAGUCAACAUGGCUACUCUUUUCUGUAGUGACAGUAGAUUUGGGCUUGAGACCUGUGGCGCCCAUCAGUCACGGUGUGCGAUGCUGUGCCGCAGCACCAUCUAAAACGACGGCGCUGCGGCAUUGCAGGUACAGACCCGAACCGGGGGUCAGGUGAUACCUGACCCCCCGGGUCGAGUAAGUACCAGAGAGAUCAGGAGCGUGCCUUUGGGUCAGGAACGCCCCCCCUACAACUUCCCCUACCUGCAUAUUCUUUUGGCGUCGAACAUAUCAAAUGCCCUGUUUGUUCUAGGAUAUUUAGGCCCCGGGGCGGUAUUGAACUGGUAGGCACAUUGUUGAACCGCGGGACCAGUUGAACUGAUACACAUGCGCUUAAAUCAUCUUUGCUGCAUGAUUUUGAUUACAACAAUCAGCAAAAUCUGUGUUGCAUGAUUAACAAUUACAGCGUGACCUCUUUCGUCAUUUGAAAUUAGAAACACAGUUGUAAAAAUAAAUGCCCGCUACGCAUGAUGAAAAGGCGACUCAGCUGAAAUUUGUAUAUGCUUGUGGCUGAACUUCUAGCCCUGCAAAGGAAGCUCCAUCAUUACAAGUUUUCAUUUUUCUAGAUCGAGAUGACUCAUCAAGACAUAUUUGCAGUGUGGAUACUGCCCCAGCUGCUACAAAAAAAGGACCACCACGUUCACAUCACAGUGCGACGGACGGCCCAGGUGCAACCUUGCUGGCAAUACGGCCGAUCGGGACCUGUGCUGCGAGGUCGCCGAGUGUAGCGACCCGAGUACCGCCGCAAAGUACGGCUACCGCUACGAGAAACAAAGCAACUACGGGGGCACCGCCCUGACGACCGUGGUGCAGCCCCGGGCCUACGUGAGGUUCUACCAGUGCGGGCAAAGUGACCGGGCAGCGCCCGGGGACGGGUGGCAGACCUCUUCGCAACUCCUCUGCCAUAUCCCACAGAAACAAGCAGGCAGGCUACAUAGUACAUGUUGUAAUGCAAAAAUAACAAACUGAAACUACACAACACAGAAAAAUCUGUACUGCAUACCCUAAAAGCACUCUAUGCUGGGCUCGCCCAUGACACCAUUUUCUGCCAUUCAUUUUUUGCAUUUUACAAGUGCCAGCUUUUUUCUGUACGAUAUGCCACCUGACGCACCGCUCCGACACGCCCUCCUACAAUUGCCCGGCGAGCUCGGAUAUGCAUUGCAAAAGUAUCGCACUCGUAGUAAUUGCAUUCAUGCAUUACAAAUUUGCUUCUUCAUGUAAAUCCACAUGACAAAUUUCAUUUCUCAUGCUGGGGAAAUUUGUAAUGCAUUCAUACGAGUGCGAUACUUUUGCACAGGAUAUCCGGGUCGCUCGUUCUCCGCGGCUGCUACGAGCGGUGCGACACGUAUGGAAGCGUCAGGUUUGAAAUCGACAAAGUUGAAAUGAUUUGCCAUGCAUAAAAUGGAUGCCAGUUGUAACCCAGUUUCGAAGUGGCGCAUGACAAAUCUGGGUAGAGCCGAAAUCCAGGUUGUCAUGCUGUUUCGUCAAAGAAGACUUCUGCUCCUGUCGUGCUAUUUUAGCAGCUCAGUUGCUACCCCUCAACAGGCUUACAAUCUGCGUCACUUGCCUACUCCGCAAGACAGGCACUUUGUGGGCUGCAUUUUUUGCAUGGCAAAGCAUUUCAACUUUGACGAUUUCAAUCAUGACGCUUCCAUAACACGGCCAAUUUUAACCAGUGCGUUUUGAAAAUGUAUUACGACAAAAGCGGGUCAGAUAUUCUAUCAAAUGUAAAAAUGUCUGGGUCUGGAAGAUUCUGAGAUUUGUCAUGCAUGUUUUCAAUGACCCAGGAUGUCUGUAAUGCACGACCGCGCAUCACAGAUUUUGAGCUGGCUUCCUGAUCCCUACUCCGCAUGACAAACGCCCUCCCCGCGGCGUAGCACAAACUAGACUCCUCUUGCUGGUCAUGCAAUACAGAUUUUUCUAGAGUCCAAAGUUAGCAUCACAAGUUCCAAUCUUCCAGACCCAGACAUUUUUACAUUUGAUAUAUUCCUCAUGGCGGGGUGGCUGGUUCGUUCAGCAAGGGCCGCGACAAUUGCGCGAAACGGGAAAGCGGGAGUCAUAAAUGCACGCAUCUCGUUCAUAAUCAGGGGAACUCCGGCUACACCUGGACGAAAAAGGGCGCCUUUCCGACGAGCGGCUUCAUUGACCGUCGCACCGCGGGCGACCGCCACUAUCUGAAAAUGACCGACGCGUGCCGAAGCCAAACGCUGAUGCGCACCAACGACGGGAUGUGCGGGUCCGAUUGGCCGUCGACAGACUGGUAUGAAAUGCAAAAGCAUCGUACUAGUAGAAAUCGCAUGACAAAUUCCCUCAGCAUGAAAAAUGGAAUUUGUAAUGCGGAUUUAGGUUAAGAAGGAGAUUUGUAAUGCAUGACUUCGAUUACUACGAGUACGAUACUUUUGCACAGCAUAACUGGGCCGCGGCAUGCUCCUCGCACCAGUGCGACGAUGAGGAGGACCGCGACACGUGCUGCGUCCAGAAGUGCACUGGCCCUAACUCGAGCACGGGGUAUAUCAUUUGUAAAAACGUCCCCACCCCAGAGUUGUGAUGCAGAUUUGCAAUGACAGGAACAUUUGUGAUGCGUAUCUCCAUGCGAGGCGUUUCUAUUCGUGUUUUGGCAUUUGUAAUGCUGUAACCAGGAUAAGCAGAUGGAUUUGUGAUGCGUGUGUCCUUGCUAGCCUGCACUACACUACGGACUGGCACUUGUGAUGCGUGACGAGUCCCAAAACUUCUAGGUUUGUGUUGCAAAGUCCCCAUCUUGACUAUGGGGUGGGGACGUUUUUACACAGGAUAGGGUACGCGUGGAAAUCAGGGUCCGGCGUGUCCUCCUGGACCCAUUUGACGCACCGGGGCCAAAUAUGAGAGUGCACAACCUUCCCUCAUAGUCAUAUGUAUGCUAUGGACUGCAAUACAAACACCAGCACACAUCCAGACUGCGCAUGACAAGUUCAUGAGCGAAGUGUAGUACUUACUGUUUGGGCUUCCGGAAUCUGUCAUGCAAACAAUGCCACAAGGACAAGAAGGCAGCAAUUGCAAUUGGAUUUGGGAUUUUGCAUGAGAAAAGAGAACGAGGGGGAGUUGUGUACUUUCAUACCAAACGCACGCCGCGCGACCGGGGGACGACGGCUUUGCGCGGCAGGGGUGGCAGGGCGGAGGGCUACAGUGCGGCACGGGGUUCAAG
This is a messenger RNA of Amoebophrya sp. A120, 7574 nucleotides long. NCBI's taxonomy places the organism in Eukaryota, Dinophyceae, Syndiniales, Amoebophryaceae. The record is from the annotation of a GenBank genome assembly.